CCGACGGGAACCAGUACAUUUUCAUAUGCAUCUGCCACGACGCAGAUCAAUUGUGCGACCAUUCACAGCCAUUCAAUGUUGUUUCCGUCUUCCCGUCUCGCCUCGUUGUAUCCUGGCUCCUUGGGGCUUCUGUUUGUGUUGAAUACGUAGAUUUUUGUUGUCCAGUGGGCCCAUAGCAGAUGCUUUAUAACAAGGACUUCACAGUCCUGAAUAUAAGAUCACCUAGGAACCAAAAUAUCACGUCGACAUUCUACAACUUCUAAUUCUAGGCACGACCAAAAACACCUUUGAAACAUACUCUACCUAGUCAACAAAACGCCUCAUCGACUCAGAUAUCGAUUGACCGAUUUUGGACGAAAUGCCACUUCUACCGGAAUGCUUGACUGCGGUAUACUACGAGGCUCGUCUGAAGAGCCUACCUGACGAUCGAUCGUUACUAUCAGCGAAGGACGACCCAAGUUUUUGUUCAGAGCCUCGACAGCUAUCUCGACAUGAUCCGCCACCGCCUCCCCCUCAACCACCCCCAAGCCCAACUGGCUUAGCGUUCUUCGAAAGUGCCGAGGACAUUGAAAGAGUGGCGCUUCCCAGCUGGUUUUGUUGAUACAAACACACCACGCCACACAGGAGAUCUGUCGGUCCGCGCCGAAUCUGUCGAUCUCCCGUCCGGCACAUCCCAACUGGGGACUUAGCGAGAUAAUUCUGGCAACAUAGAUCAGUUAGAGCGCAAGCACUGUUUGGCCACAUACAACUUUUGAUUCGGCGAAUGUCUGAAUCUACACGAUUUUGGGCAAUCAGAAGGUUAUCAAGGUUGGGCGUUAAGGAGAGAUAAAAACUUAGGCACCGGGGAGCAUUUACCAAGAUCUAUCCUCACUAUUCUUUGAUAGAAUGACCAUAAAUCUAAAAUCUCCCGUGCAUUCGGACCACUGAAUAGUUGUGACAUUCACAAAGGUCUGUAAUUCAAUUGUACAAACUUGUACACGGCUGGCAGAACACGCAUAGAUUCCGUUCUCAAUCAAUCCUAGCUUUACUAUCACGGUCUA
Pseudovirgaria hyperparasitica is the source of this 1040-nucleotide messenger RNA. RefSeq lists its product as uncharacterized. Lineage: Eukaryota; Fungi; Ascomycota; Dothideomycetes; Acrospermales; Acrospermaceae. The transcript is spliced from 2 exons. The coding region runs from base 359 to 601 and encodes 80 amino acids. The record is from RefSeq and is a predicted model, not a curated record.